Messenger RNA from Photinus pyralis (common eastern firefly), 1209 nucleotides. Its product is annotated as juvenile hormone acid O-methyltransferase-like. Bases 309 to 1136 code for a protein of 275 amino acids. The transcript has 3 exons. Lineage: Eukaryota; Metazoa; Arthropoda; Insecta; Coleoptera; Lampyridae. The record is from RefSeq and is a predicted model, not a curated record.
GUCACGAGACCGGAAUUUCAAUCAAGGGCGUCCAAAUUAGAGAAAGAGUCGGUAUUCCAGAUACGGCCAAUUACGAUAACAUUUACCAAAUGAAAUAAUUCAUUUCUUGCGCAAGAUAUUAUCAUUGUAAACGAAUUCUCGACUGACCUAUGGCGUUAGCGCUAUUAUAAUCUAUUACAUGCUGUUUUCUGUUGAUUUUGCCAUAAUUUGCCCCAGAAGGCACACCGAUAACUCUGUAUCGCUAUCGGCGUAAUUUGCGAUAAAAAAGUGAUUACCUAAUUUAGUAUUUUCAAGUUCACAGUCCAGUCAUGAACAAGGCACAACUAUAUGUGGAGCUCAGUAAAAAAAAUGAAAAGGACGCCGAACGUGUUUUUAAAAAAUGUGCAGGGAUUGUCAAGUGGAAGGACGACUGCGCCGUUUUGGACAUCGGGUGCGGCCCGGGAAACGUAACAAACAAUGCGCUCGUGCCGGCCCUUCCCAAAGCGGCGCUUAUCGUCGGGAUUGACAAACAGGGCGCGCUGGUCGAUUACGCAAACGCGAAGUACGCGACCAACGACUCCAGGUUGAAGUUCGAGAACGUGGACGUCGUCUCCGAUGGCGCCUUCGUAGCGAAUCACCGGGAAGUCUUCCACCACAUCUUCUCGUUUUACUGCUUCCACUUCGUGAGGGAAUUGGAGCUCGCUCUAAGAAAUAUCUACACCAUGUUGAAGCCGGGUGGAAGUUUCGCCUUCACGUGCUCGAUGCACAACAACUUCUUCUCGAUAAUGUCGCACAUGGCCAAAAUGGAAAAGUGGACCCCGCACAUUUCCCAAUACGAAAACUAUUUAAACCCCUACGAGUCGACCCCACACCCUGACGAAGAUAUCCGCGCGGUACUGCUGAAAGUAGGCUUUCAGGUGAUGGACAUCACCAUGGAUCCGCACCACUGGAAGAUUCCAUUCGCCGAUGCUUCAGAAUUUGUCGUUUCACGAGUCCCAUUUGAACUUCCCGGCGAGAUCCAGCGGGAAUUCGGUUCGGAGUCGGCAGAUGUAAUUCGAGCCUUGCGAUUGAACGACGUUGAUGAGAAUGGAACGGAAUGCUACAACCUUAAAUUUACUGCAUUGGAGUGUCUAGCAGUCAAACCACCCUUAGUUUGAGGGUUAAGUACACACUCUGUUCACAGUUCCAAGUGAUUUGCUCUUAUAUAAAGUUGUAAUGACAUCAUUGCUC